AUGCAGGAACUUGUACAGAAGCAUCUAGCAGUACAGGAUUUGUCGAAGCUUAAGAUUGAGGAACUCACACCACUUACUCCAGAGGUUAUCAGUCGUCAGGCCACCAUCAAUAUUGGUACCAUUGGCCAUGUCGCUCAUGGCAAAUCAACAGUGGUGAAGGCUAUUUCAGGCGUACAAACAGUGCGAUUUAAGAACGAGCUUGAGCGUAAUAUUACAAUUAAACUUGGUUAUGCCAACGCCAAGAUCUACCGCGCAGAGAAUGGUGUCGGCAUUGGAUGUUAUCGCGCAUUUGGUAGCUCCAAGCCCGACCGAUUCGUCGACGAAAACGAUGACAAGUUGACGUGGGUGUUGCAGCGUCAUGUGUCGUUCGUAGACUGUCCUGGGCACGACAUUCUUAUGGCAACGAUGCUGAAUGGAGCUGCCGUAAUGGACGCUGCGUUACUGCUAGUGGCUGGCAAUGAAGUAUGUCCACAGCCGCAAACUUCCGAGCACUUAGCAGCUAUCGAGAUUAUGCGACUUCAAAAUAUUAUAAUUUUGCAGAACAAAGUGGAUUUGAUCAAAGAGGACGUUGCAGUGGCCCAGCACGAACAGAUAAAAAAAUUUGUUGCCGGUACCGUGGCCCAUGACGCCCCCAUCAUUCCAAUAUCAGCUGUGCUUAAAUAUAAUGUGGACGUAGUCUGCGAAUACAUUUGCCGCAACAUUCCCAUUCCCAAGCGCGACUUUACGUCCAAGCCUAAGCUUAUCGUCAUUCGUUCGUUUGAUGUCAACAAACCCGGUGAGGAUGUUGAGAACUUGAAGGGUGGUGUUGCGGGUGGCUCGAUUCUUGAGGGUGUGUUACGUGUUGGAGAUGAAAUUGAGGUGCGCCCAGGUAUUGUUAGCAAAGAUGAGGAAGGCAAGAUGACAUGCGUGCCCAUUUUCUCGCGUAUCGUGUCGCUAUAUGCGGAGAAGAACGACCUGCAAUUUGCUGUUCCAGGUGGAUUAAUUGGUGUCGGUACGCAAAUUGACCCUACACUUACGCGUUCAGAUCGGCUAGUAGGUCAAGUACUAGGACUUAAAGGCAGUCUUCCGCACGUAUUUACUGAGCUGGAAAUUAACUUUUACCUACUUAAGCGACUACUGGGCGUCAAGACCCAAGAGGGUAGCAAGGCGUCCAAAGUGCAGAAGCUUUCAAAAGCGGAAGUGCUUAUGGUCAACAUUGGAUCUACGGCUACUGGAGGCAAAGUGCUGGCGGUGAAGCAGGAUCUGGCCAAGAUUGUGCUUACGGUUCCGGUGUGUACGCAAGAAGGUGAAAAGAUUGCUAUUAGUCGCCGAAUUGACAAGCAUUGGCGUCUCAUUGGGUGGGGCCAAAUCCGACGUGGCAGCAGGAUUGAAAUUGCCGACGCUGAAUAG
Molecule: messenger RNA, 1389 nt
Organism: Plasmopara halstedii
Lineage: Eukaryota; Oomycota; Peronosporomycetes; Peronosporales; Peronosporaceae
Product: eukaryotic translation initiation factor 2 subunit 3
Exons: 2
Coding region: 1-1389 (462 amino acids)
Biological process (GO): positive regulation of translational fidelity; formation of translation preinitiation complex
Cellular component (GO): cytosol; eukaryotic translation initiation factor 2 complex
Molecular function (GO): GTPase activity; GTP binding; tRNA binding
Source: RefSeq, a predicted model, not a curated record